AGUUCAGUUCCAACGCUCCGAGUGAAGUGAACACAAAACGGCGACACAGCAGCAACACCAAACAGUGACAGCAGCAACACCAAAACAGCGACAGCAGCAACAUCAGGCCACGGCAGCAACAUCGAUUCGAUUUCGAUUUCGAAACCGCUCGAAUCAGUUCUAGAAUUGCCUGCGCUUGCGCCAAAAUAAACUCUUAGUUUUUCGUUUCAAAAAUAUAAUCAACAGCUGUCCGUCCUAUACUCUAAAACUGUUUUUUGUCCGGAGUGUGUGUAGUUCUUCUUGUCUUCCGAUCUUCAUACAACGGAAAUCUGUUUUGAAAUACUAACGAAAAAAAGAGUAAAGAUAAAAAUAAACAACACACGUGCGGUUUCUUUGCGGUCUUGACGCGGUUUCCGUUCGCUGGGUGUGUUGUUCUAUGCAAAUCGGCGUAAAUUCAAUUAUUCAGAUAUAGAUUGCUAAUCGGUUUGUGCUGAACAAAUUAUAUAAUUUGCCAUAAACAACUAACAUUUGUUAGUUGUCGCUGCGGUUAUCGUCGAGUGCAAGAGCGGCACACAGCGGCGUCAUGUCCAACACGGAGAAAGGAGGACUGCACAGAGUGCGAAACUUCCUGUCAUGUCGCCAAGUGCUGAGCCUGCUGACCAUGUUCGGCUUCAUGCUGAACUAUGCCCUGCGAGUGAACCUCACCAUCGCCAUUGUGGACAUGGUCAUGCCGAAUGUGACAGUCCCGGGAAAUAACACCUUGUCGGGAAAUGCUACUUUAUCGGGAAAUGCCACUUUAUCGGGAAAUGCCACCUUGUCAGGAAACGCCACUGUAUUGGGCAAUAGUUCCUUCAGCUCGGAUGUGAUCGAGGAGCGAUUCCCGUGGGACACCCACCAGACCAACUUCGUCCAGGGCGUCUUCUUCUGGGGCUACAUCCUCACCGAGCUGCCAGGUGGUCGUCUGGCGGAGCUGAUUGGAGGCCGCCGCGUCUUCGGGCAUUCCAUGCUGUGGGCCAGUCUGCUCACCCUGAUCACGCCGCUGGCGGCGCACAUGAACUACGUGGUGCUCAUCGUUGUGCGAGUGGUGCUCGGCUUCAUGCUGGGCGCCUCCUGGCCAGCCAUUCACCCCGUGGCCGCUGUCUGGAUUCCACCAAUGGAGCGCUCCAAGUUCAUGUCCAAUAUGAUGGCUUCCUCUCUUGGUGCGGCAAUUACCAUGCCCAUCUGCGGCUACCUGAUCUCCGUCGCUGGCUGGGCCAGUGUCUUCUAUCUGACGGGAGCCGUGGGUCUGCUGUGGUCCCUGGCCUGGUUCGCCUUCGUCUACGAGACGCCCGCCACCCAUCCCCGCAUUAGCGCCGAGGAGCGGCGGGAGAUCGAGGAGGCCAUCGGCACCUCCACCUCCAAGAAGCGCUCGAGCUACGUGCCCUGGGGCCAGUUGCUCUGCUCCCCGGCCGUCUGGGCCAUCAUCAUCUGCCACGGACUGGCCGUCUUCGGCUUCUUCACGGUGAUCACCCAGCUGCCCACGUUCAUGGCCAAGAUUCUGCACUUCGACAUCAAGCAGAACGGCUUGUUCUCGUCACUGCCUUAUCUGGGCAAAUACUUAAUGGCAUUGGGCUCUUCCUAUUUGGCCGAUCACCUGCGCAAGAAGGGCACUCUGAGUACGACGGCUACAAGGAAACUGUUCAAUACCUUUGCUCUGGUGACUCCGGGUCUGCUGAUGAUCGUGCUAUCGUUCCUGGGCUAUGAUGCCACCUGGUCAGUGACGAUCUUCUCGCUGGCCAUGUUUGCCCAUGGAGCAGUUACCGCUGGUUAUUUGGGCAAUGGCUUGGAUAUUGCACCGAACUUUGGUGGAACCAUCUUCGGAUUGGCCAACACGCUGUCUUCCUUAGGCGGUUACGUUUCCACUUGGAUGGUGGGGGUCCUCACCUACAGUGAUGAAUCCUUCCAUUCGUGGCAAAUUGUGUUCUGGAUUCUGGCAGCCACCUAUAUCUCGGCAGCCGUGGUGUUCAAUAUCUUAGGAACGGGAGAACUGCAGCCUUGGAACAAUCCCCCAGAGCGCGUCAAGAUCAGCGAUGUCACCCAGGAGGAGGGUGUGCCGCUCAAGAACGGCAAGUGAAUCCGCUUCGCUAGUGAGCCUCAGUCGGUGCUUCUACUGUUCCUGAUCAGAGGAAGGAAAUGAAAGCCGAGUUGCAGAUAUCGAGCAUCCCACCACUUCAUCCGCACAAGUUAUAGUAGUUGCUACUGCACCUUUGAGAUUUAGGAGGAUUUCAUUUGCCAAACGAUUGGUCAGGAAUUGGUUACGAGGAAACACCAGACACUCAGCACGGAGAAAAACAUGAAAUGAAAGACAUUAUUUUUAUAGAUACUGCAAGGUUUCUUCGCACAAAAAACAUACACAAACAUCUCAUACCCAUACAAAAAACCACACAACAAACACUGUACACCGAUGCACCGGUCUGCUUAAUGGAAAUUGACUAUAUUUAUAAGUAAUAUUUACUUUAGAUCCUAUGCCUACAACUGUAACUGUAUGCAUAUAUAUAUCUAAUUAUAUAUGUAGCCUAGAUGAUUUAUAGUAUUCUGUAUGUCCACAGAGCGCACAGCUGGCUGAUGGAAGGACCUUAUCCUGAUCAGCUGCUGUGCCCUAUAUGUUUCGUUUAAUUUAUAACGUAGCCCUAACUAUUGUCUAGCUUAGAUGAACAAAAUACUUAUGCAAGUAGCGAAAUAUAUACAGAUAUGCCGAUAGUGUAGAUAAGUUGAUUAAAACGUGUAACUUUGUACUAUACUUUAUUAUUUAUGUAAUUAAUUUAAACAUUUUCUAAGUUCAUAAUAAAGCGUAACUCAGAAAGAAAAAA
Drosophila rhopaloa is the source of this 2828-nucleotide messenger RNA. RefSeq names its product sialin. Gene Ontology annotation, biological process: monoatomic anion transport; transmembrane transport. Gene Ontology annotation, molecular function: transmembrane transporter activity. Gene Ontology annotation, cellular component: plasma membrane. Bases 563 to 2092 code for a protein of 509 amino acids. The record is from RefSeq and is a predicted model, not a curated record. NCBI's taxonomy places the organism in Eukaryota, Metazoa, Arthropoda, Insecta, Diptera, Drosophilidae. The transcript has 7 exons.